UAGCUAACGUUAACUAGCUAACUUUGCAACCGCUAUUUUCGCAACCAAAUAAACUGGAAAAUUGACACACUUCAUACCAGUUUUGGGGAAUCUGCAACGAGUGACUUAUAGGAGUCGCUAUGAUAUGUCUGAGGUCCAUUGCAAGGAAAUUAAAGUGAGAGAGGAUGGGCAACAGCCACUCAGAGCAGGAGCAACAGCCCGAGAAAAGCCUCGGGAGGGGCGACAUUGAGAAGGGAAAACCGAAAGAGACAGAAAAGACCAACACCAAGGUUUCCACCCCUUUCUCUCCCACCCCCAAGCUCUUAUCCCCUGUGCCACCCAGUCAGUUCAAGGGCAUCCCAGACUUCACUGUGAACAUGGGGCAAGCUUCUCUAUGCCCACUGCAGGCGACCCUGUCUCUAUCAAGUCUCUCCACAGAGAGCCCAAUGAGCAUGCAGGCUAUUCCUACCCCCUCCUCUCCUUCCUGGCAUACCCCUAUAAGACCCCCUCGCCCAUCCCAGUCCACUUCUUUACCAAAACCUCAUCCACAGGGCCCAUCGCAGGAGGCAGCCUGGGCCCCCAACCCUCAGCCAACACAGCAGAGACCAGCACUAGUGGCCCCCAACCCACAGCCAUCACAGCAGAGACCAGCACCAGUGGCCCCCAACCCACAGCCAUUACAGCAGAGAACAGCACCAGUGGCCCCUAACCCUCAGCCAUCACAGCAGAGACCAGCACCAGUGGCCCCCAACCCACAGCCAUCACAGCAGAGACCAGCACCAGUGGCCCCCAACCCUCAGCCAACACAGCAGAGACCAGCACCAGUGGCCCCCAACCCACAGCCAACACAGCAGAGACCAGUGGCAGUGAAAGCAGUGAAAAAGGCUUCCCUUAGGUCUCCUCAUAACACCAGCACCCCUAGUGGUGACACUGGCAACAACAAGGUCACAACCGGCAGCACUGAGAAUAGAAAGAGUGUACCCAUAGCACCACCCACUGCUACUACUAAACCCAUAGCACCACCCACUGCUACUACUAAACCCAUAGCACCACCCACUGCUACUACUAAACCCAUAGCACCACCCACUGCUACUACUAAACCCAUAGCACCACCGACUGCUACUACUAAACCCAUAGCACCACCCACUGCUACUACUAAACCCAUAGCACCACCCACUGCUACUACUAAACCCAUAGCACCACCCACUGCUACUACUAAACCCAUAGCACCACCCACUGCUACUACUAAACCCAUAGCACCACCCACUGCUACUACUAAACCCAUAGCACCACCCACUGCUACUACUAAACCCAUAGCACCACCCACUGCUACUACUAAACCCAUAGCACCACCCACUGCUACUACUAAACCCAUAGCACCACCCACUGCUACUACUAAACCCAUAGCACCACCCACUGCUACUACUAAACCCAUAGCACCACCCACUGCUACUACUAAACCCAUAGCACCACCCACUGCUACUACUAAACCCAUAGCACCACCCACUGCUACUACUAAACCCAUAGCACCACCCACUGCUACUACUAAACCAGCGAGGAGGCUUAGAGAGCCAAUUAAGGUUAGGAGACCUGACGGAACACCUAUUAGUUAUGAUGAACUGAAGGCUGGACUUCCAGAGACAGAGAAAACCAGCACCCCUAGUGGUGACACUGGCAACAGGAACAAGGGCACAACCAGCAGCACUGAGAAUAAAGACAAACCCUCUGGUUCUCUCAAAGUGCCUCCAAACUUUGUGCUCUCUAAAAAGAUUCUGAAAAAGAUUGAGCAUAGGAUGGAGUAUGUGAAGAAGCAGGAGAGUCUGCCUCCCGCUCCCACCCCCCUGAGGCAGGCUGCAGUCAGGGCAGCUCUGAACGGAGUGGUUCCACACCUUAAGCCUGCUCACAGAGAGGCCAAGGCCCAGAAAGGCAAGACCUCAAAGUCAGACGAUGACUUCAACACUGCUGCCCAGACAAUACAGCCAGCAUGCCAGCCACAAAACAACCCAGAGCCUGCUAGCAAACCAGACAAACCACCUGGAACUUUAGCAGCACCCGUCCCAAACAACUUCUCCUUUUCUCUGGGGACUACCACACCUUCAGCACAAACCCAGAAAGAGAAACCGUCUAAAACCCAACCUCAGGCUCAGACUAAAGCAGCCCCUGAGGCUCAGGGGGCUGGUAGCACCCCGAGUGGUGGCACCACGAGCGGCACCGGUAAACCAGCGGGAACAGGAAGCAGCAGCCGGCUCACCUUCUCUCCCUACUCUGUGUGCGGGCGUUUCCAGGCUGCCAGACUGAGGCUGAAGCAGAUGAGAGAGGACAGGUCCAGGGCUCAGCCAGCAGAGGGCAGCAGAGAGGACAGGUCCAGGGCUCAGCCAGCAGAGGGCAGCAGAGAGGACAGGUCCAGGGCUCAGCCAGCAGAGGGCAGCAGAGAGGACAGGUCCAGGGCUCAGCCAGCAGACGGCAGCAGAGAGGACAGGUCCAGGGCUCAGCCAGCAGACGGCAGCAGAGAGAACCAGCUCUCUACAGAGCUACUCAGAGCUUCACCUCGAGCUCCAGCUCAACCUCUCACACCAACACCAGCUUCAGCACCACCACGACCCCUCACACCAACACCAGCUUCAGCACCACCACGACCCCUCACACCAACACCAGCCCUAAGCCGAUAUCGAGGCCCUAUCACCACCAAGCAGGGACAGAAGCUCUCAAGAGGACAGGCAGAAGCCAGAGCCACUACAGAGAGCAAUAAACAGCCAGAGCCCAAACCCUCUACAGAGGAAGCAUCAGGAUUCACUAUGACACACUACACUGACUGGCACCUGUCCAAUGCCCAGUGGCCCAUGUUCGACGAGGCAACACAGCUGAUGGAGAGGUUUCAGAAGUACUCUAAUGAGUUCCAUUAUCCUGAUGGCUUCUCUACGUUCAGCAUGUCUACAACACUGGGCAGCAAGGUGACGCUGAGGGAGGUGGCUGAUCCUACAGAGGUAGACACAGCCUUCGAGGAGUGGUACAGUGGCAUGAACCCCUUCACACCUAAAACUACUAACCCCUCCACAGCUACUACUACUACUACUAACCCUCCACAGCUACUACUGCUGCCAUACCCACUACCCAGUUACUACAAGCCUCAGACCACAAACCCACUGCAGACCCCACAGCACCUAAAGUGUCCAACCCCCCAGCCUCUCCACCCAGGUCCAGGAAGAAACAGAAACAAGCAGUGUCUCAGUCCAAGAAUAAAGAGGAGGAAAUGGAGGAUAUCCCACCAGCCUCUCCUCUGUCUCCCAACUGCCCUCCCCGCCCAUCAGGCCGCUGGCACCCGUUCAUGGUGGACAAAUUCUGCUCGCGUCAUGCCCGCUGCCAGCACCGUGCCACUAAUUCAGCGCUGCCACCCAACGUCACCAAGUGGUUGAACGUGAGCAGAAACUACCUGUGCGAGCCUCCCUGGGUCACCACGGCAACCCUAGCCGCCUCCCUAGCGCUGCGAGAGCGAGGAGAGACGCACCAGUGACAACACAUGCUCAUUCACCAAUAUUGGAGUCACACUAGCUAUGUGUUUAGGAAAUAUUUAUACUACAUGAAACUGAUCUUCAAAAUAAAGCAUGGAUUAAAUAAUCUAAUUGAGUAAUAUAGUAAUGUUAAAUUACCUGUUAAAGUACACUUCAAAUUAUAAAGUAGACCACAAGUCAGAAAAAGAUUUUAAUAUUUUAAAUGUCAAAUUGUUGAUAAUCUUACAGAAACAAACAUUUGUAUUUUCCAGAUCAAUUAGAUUACAAACCAUUGAGGGAGGGGGGGCAAGAAAUUAAACCAAACAUUUAACAAAUACUUUUACAGCAAUUCUUUGUCAGUUGCUAGGAGACGAGGCCAGGGCAUUGAAAUAGACUUCUGUGAGCACUACAGAGUAAAAAAAAAAAAAUACCUCAGAG
Messenger RNA from Coregonus clupeaformis (lake whitefish), 3905 nucleotides. RefSeq names its product adhesive plaque matrix protein. Bases 165 to 3392 code for a protein of 1075 amino acids. The record is from RefSeq and is a predicted model, not a curated record. The transcript has 4 exons. NCBI's taxonomy places the organism in Eukaryota, Metazoa, Chordata, Actinopteri, Salmoniformes, Salmonidae.